This is a messenger RNA of Petromyzon marinus (sea lamprey), 1452 nucleotides long. It is a transcript of the gene TRAPPC3, whose product is annotated as trafficking protein particle complex subunit 3. The record is from RefSeq and is a predicted model, not a curated record. Gene Ontology annotation, biological process: Golgi vesicle transport. Gene Ontology annotation, cellular component: TRAPP complex. NCBI's taxonomy places the organism in Eukaryota, Metazoa, Chordata, Hyperoartia, Petromyzontiformes, Petromyzontidae.
AACAACACGGCUGCGAAGGGGCCGGGCCUAGAGGGGGAAAAAAAACCUCUGUUCUGGCAAGGGCAGCGGCGACAUCCCUGGCAGGCGGAACAAUCCUCGUGACAAGAAUGUCCCGGCAGGCGAACAGGGCGACGGAAAACAAAAAAAUCAGUUCAGAGCUGUUCUCUCUCACAUACGGAGCACUGGUGACCCAGCUGUGCAAGGACUACGAGAAUGAUGAGGACGUCAACAAGCAGCUGGACAAGAUGGGUUACAACAUUGGUGUUCGGAUCAUCGAAGACUUUCUGGCCCGCUCUAACAUUGGCCGGUGUAACGAUUUCCGGGAAACGGCUGAUGUCAUAGCCAAGACGGCUUUCAAAAUUUACUUGGGUGUGACUCCGACUGUGACCAACUGGAGUCCAGCUGGUGAUGAGUUCUCACUGCUGCUGGAGACCAACCCGCUGGUGGACUUUGUGGAGCUUCCAGACAACCACUCCAACCUGGUGUACUCCUCCAUGCUGUGCGGAGUGCUGCGCGGAGCCCUGGAGAUGGUGCAGAUGGCGGUGGACGUGCGGUUCGUUCAAGACUCCCUCAAAGGCGACGGCAGCACGGAAAUCCGCCUCAAGUUCCUCAAGAGGAUCGAGGAGAACAUUCCGGCGGGAGAGGAGUAACCGGCCUGGCCACCGCCCGCGGUCUUUUGCUCCACACGGGGGGGGUGACGAGCGUUCGGAGAGGACGGCAAGGGAGAGCGACUCAAUAAUUUAACGGGGCUUCACGCUGACGGAUGCUGUUCUUUUUUUUGGAGUAAGGUGCACCCCAGAAAACAAAUCUCCUCUUGUGAAUCUUGUAGGUAUACGAUGCAUACAAUCUCUGUUUCACUGACUGCAUGACAUCAAAGCCUCGGAAGUGGUUGAUAAUUUUUCAUGGUGAUCUGGUGCGUCGUGAUGUCACUGUGAUGUCGUUUUCACCCAUAAAUCACAGCUGUAAUAUCUUGAAGGCGAUGACUGGGUGCUUGUCCAUAUUUGUUCAUUUGUUGGGGUUUUUUUUUUCAUCGACUAAAGCUUGGGUACAUAUCGACAAUAUAAAAAGCCAGUUUAUUUUCUUGGUCCCAUCUUGCUUCAUGUUAUAACAUCGCACCUCCGAUUAGCACGGUUGGCUACGUACGGUGGGAAAGAUGUUCAACGUACAUAACGUAGGUUAUUUUAGCAGUAAUAUCUUGUGAAAUUAUCAGAUUCCAUUCCUAAAGUUAAACCCUUGGUGGUUUGUAUACAUGCGUCAUCAUUCGGGCCAUAGAUUUUUCCACCGUUUGUCAGUCAGUCUCGCUUCCUGCGAAUGAUUACAUUUAACCAAACAAGACCCGAUCACCUUUGACCCCAUCAAUCGCCAAUGUGUACAGAUUUGUAAAAUAGUAAGGCAUUUACUUUCACAGCGGCGAUUCUUGUUAAUUGCAAUAAAUAAGGUCACUUACAAUGA